UGAGACAUAAGUGAGCAUGGGAUUUUUUGUAGGAAAAUGUUGUUUAGAGAGCACUUUUUUAAGCCAUAAGCAGUGCUUUUCAAGGAAAUUCACAACAUAAACAAUAGAAUAGGUAAAUAAUGCAUAUUAACGCAAUACAUGCAUAAGCAUAUUCACACAUUUACAUAUGCACAUACAUACGCAUAUACAGUAUAUCAACACACAAGCACAAAAAAAAGACUCAAAGUCAGCUGUUUGGAAAAAUAUUCUAUCAUAGCCACCAUAUACUUCUAUCAUAAUGAUCUAAACCCUUAUACAUUUUCACAAUUUAUUUUAAUUGAUUACUUAAUUCAUGUUUAUUUCUGGUUUACGACUACAACGACUUGACACACCAAGCUAAGCUGCAUCUCAAAUUAAUCUUCAGGUUCCCAGCUUUCACAUGAUGUACACCACUUCUAUGUGACAUUUACUGUUGACCUGCUAUCUCCACCUAAAAAAACCCUGAACAAAAAAAAAAGACAAAAACAGGUCUAUUAUGGGUCUCAGAGAGUUUACAAUAGUGUAUGGCCUAAUGCUUGGUCCUUCAUAACGUAAUAUAAUACAUUGUGAAAGUUUAUGAUUCAUUCAGUGACUUCAGUGAAAAUGGUUCACUUCAGCCUCUUCUGAAUGUGCAGUUAAACUUACAGGAAGUCUGUGCUAUCUGUCUUCUAACAUGUAUUCACACAGGAAGAUGUCACAGCAGAACACAUGGGCAGGGUGUGCAGGAAAUAAGUCACGCAAGACAACCUCACAACGACAUCUAAAAUAGGAAGAGUUCACAGAGCCUGUGGCUGUGCAAGGUUAGUCUCUUGCUUCCUCCUUUGUACCUACUCACACAUUACCGGAGCGUUGCAGAGCUGAGAUAAUUAAUCACUUCUUUUGACAGAAGUGGCAAUGCAAGAUACUCUGCUGCGAGUGUUUGUGGUGGCUCUGGGUCUCCUAAUGUCACCGAGGGACGACCCCAGCGUUGAGGAAUGGGAUGAGGUCACCACAGUGGGCAUGCAAAAGCAUGAAGAGAGGCUGCAGAGAGGAGGAGAGAAAGUGGACCAUGAAAUGGCACCCGUCGACGAGGAAAUGACACACACUGACAAUAGAGGGCCUCUGGAUGACGUAAAAAACAUUCAGUCUGAUCAAAGUGUUACUGGAAAAGAUGAAAAGUCAGUCUUAGAAGAUGUCACCAAGCAAGAUUCAGAGGGAGGCGGUGCUGAUCAUAACUCACCAGAAGGGGGACAUUUUAUAGCAGAUCCAAGUUGGCCUCAAAACUCCAAAAGUGAACCCGAGACUCCUCUGAAGGCACCACAAAUUGAUCAUGAGCAACAUGGGAAUUUACAGCUGGAUAUGAAGAGUAAACACAUCCAGACUGAUGGCUCAUUUACAGACCCAAACAGACCACAAGAGCAACAAGAAAAGUCAGGGGAGAAAGAAGUGUUCAGCUCCAAAGAGCAAGAAUCCCCUCUGUCACACCUUCACACCACGACAUCAGAAAAUGAAACUUCAGAGGCCAUCUCUGACUGGGAGGGCGACUGUCUCUGGUACAUAUGGAACACGCUAUCCAUCAUUUCUUUGAUCCGCCUCUUUAGGAAAUACCUUGGGAAAAAAUCCCAAAUGAAACCAGAAGAAACCGGAGCCUUCACUGUGACCUGCACCGCUGCUGAAGUGCGGCUACCGGACAGCGACACUCUGCAGCGAUUUCACUCUAAAUGUGUUCAAGUCUCAUCUGAUAAGAAGUGUAAAGAGUUUUUGGAGGGUUUUGCACAGGAUCUAUUGGAGGCCAUGAGGGCCGUCUGCGGUAGAAAUGGCGGAAUGGUGAUCGAGGACUUUCAGAAAGUGAAUGAGUGUGAUAUCGUCGUCCCCUUUACCCCGCCUGAUCCCUAUGGUUUCGAGUGUCUGCUCUGGAACAACCAAGCAAGUGACCUGCUGCCAGAUAUGCAAGUCUGCGGUCAAAUCAAACUUGUGGAAAAUAAGGAAAUCCCAAAUGGCUGCCACUGUCAGUCUCCCAAUUCAGAUGAUAUGGUGUGCUUGCUGCAUUGCGAGACUGAGAAGAUGAAAAUGGCCGAUGCUUGUGAUGGCCUUCUUUGCAUGAAGAACUCCCCCUUGCUGUCCAAAUCACAGGUCAACAGAUGGUUUCAGAGCACCAUCAAACAAGCGUGGGAACAGAUUUCACACAAGUACGAGUUUGAGCUGAACAUUCGCUACAUCGGUGCUCCAGGUGCUCUGACAGUUCGAUUCAGAUCGGGGAAGACAAUUAGCUUCAGUAUGAAUCCUGUGGUUAAACUCAACGCUGACGCCCAUUUCUUCAUUACUCGUUGCUCCCCAAACAACUUGGAUGCAUUCUGGACGCUCUCCCUGACCAACUAUGAGGAUCGUUUCCUGGAACACAUCUCUAAACUCCUGCCUGUAGACUCAUGCCACAGUCAAACUCUUGAAAUUGCACGUUUCCUUCACAAGAGACAGACAGCACUGUCAGGAAGUUGUGCCCUCAAGGAUUCUCAUUUCAAAACUGCACUAAUGCAUCUGCUUUUGACCAAAGACCCGUCGCAGUGGAGACCCGGCUAUGUGGCUUUUAGACUACGAGACUUAUUGUCCUUCAUGGGGAGAAGCCUCGAGAAAAAGCUGCUGCACCAUGUUCUCAUUGGAAACCCUUUAAGUCAGAGGGUUAUUGAACUUCCUGCUGAAUUUACUGCAGCAAAGAAAGUGAAUCUCUUCCAUCCCCUUGUGGUACACAACUGCAUCUACAGAAAUGCUGUACUGCAUUUCCAGGAAAUGCUUAGAAAUGCACAUAUGCUGAUACAUGAUUAUGUUGAUUAGUGUAUUAACGGUCUCAAUUGUUCCAUUUAAAAAACAUCACUUGAUUUUAGUGUGCAAUUUAGAGCCCUCUGAGACUCACAAUGGACCCAUUUGUGUCUAUUUAUUAUGGGGGUACAGGUUUUUUUUAGGGGGAGAUAGCAGGUCAACAGUAGAUGUCACAUAGAAGUGGUGUACAUCAUCUGAAAGUUGGGAACUUGAAGAUUAAUUUGAGAUGCAGCUCAGUACUGUGUGUUAAG
Sebastes umbrosus (honeycomb rockfish) is the source of this 3062-nucleotide messenger RNA. RefSeq names its product inositol 1,4,5-trisphosphate receptor-interacting protein. Gene Ontology annotation, cellular component: membrane. Lineage: Eukaryota; Metazoa; Chordata; Actinopteri; Perciformes; Sebastidae. The record is from RefSeq and is a predicted model, not a curated record. The transcript has 2 exons. Bases 913 to 2826 code for a protein of 637 amino acids.